Babesia sp. Xinjiang is the source of this 654-nucleotide messenger RNA. RefSeq lists its product as uncharacterized. Gene Ontology annotation, cellular component: Golgi apparatus. Bases 1 to 654 code for a protein of 217 amino acids. The transcript has 3 exons. Gene Ontology annotation, molecular function: antiporter activity. NCBI's taxonomy places the organism in Eukaryota, Apicomplexa, Aconoidasida, Piroplasmida, Babesiidae. The record is from RefSeq and is a predicted model, not a curated record.
AUGACAAGCACCAACACCAUGUUCCUUGCACUGUUGUCGCGGGUUGUGCUCCAGAAGAAAAUAUCGUUGUUAACGUGGCUUUCAAUAUCGCUUAUAUCAGGAUCAAUCGCAGUUAGCGGUAUGUCACACAUGGAUGACAUCACAGCAACACAACUGAUUGGUUUUGUGUUGGUAGUCGUUGCUGCACUUGUGAAUGCAUUCAACUCGAUUAUAAGUGAAGAUAUACUAAGGAAGAAACGUAUCGAAGGGCCUAACCUAGUGUCUAUGAUGGGCAUGAUAUCACUGACAAUAUUCUGCGUAUGGUCACUGGUAUUCACGCUGCCACAACGGCAUGUGCUAUUCGACGCGCAGAGUAAAAUCAACCCCUUUGACUUAUCGGCUGUCCUAACAAUUCUAUUUGUGCUCUUCAUAUCUAACUUCUUUCGAUCGUCCGUAUAUUACUACAUCAUCAAAGAGGCCGGUUCUAUUUGUUGCGGAGUUUUGAAGGCAAUACGUAUCAUCAUCGUCGUCGCUGGUAGUCAUGCGUUAUUCUCCUACACGGAUAAAUCGCAAACAAUGACUCUGAGCAAGCUGAUAUCAUCAGUGAUUUGUUCAGUGGGUGUGGUUAUGUAUUCCAUCGAAAAUGCGGGAAUCCAGAAAACAAAGGAAGGUUGA